Phaethon lepturus (White-tailed tropicbird) is the source of this 697-nucleotide messenger RNA. RefSeq names its product glyoxylate reductase/hydroxypyruvate reductase (gene GRHPR). Gene Ontology annotation, molecular function: NAD binding; hydroxypyruvate reductase [NAD(P)H] activity; hydroxypyruvate reductase (NADH) activity. Gene Ontology annotation, cellular component: cytosol. Lineage: Eukaryota; Metazoa; Chordata; Aves; Phaethontiformes; Phaethontidae. The annotation marks the transcript as partial. The transcript has 6 exons. The record is from RefSeq and is a predicted model, not a curated record.
AGGCAUCCGCGUGGGGUACACCCCUGAUGUCCUGACGGAUGCCACCGCUGAACUCUCUGUAGCUUUGCUUCUGGCUGCAUGCCGCCGACUGCCGGAGGCAGUGGAGCAGGUGAAGAAUGGUGGCUGGACAACAUGGAAGCCCUUGUGGAUGUGUGGCUAUGGGCUGUCUGAUAGUACGGUGGGCAUCAUAGGUCUGGGGAGAAUAGGACAGGCUGUCUCCCGCCGCCUGAAGCCGUUUGGGGUCAAGAAGUUUUUGUACACUGGCAGUUGCCCGAAACCAGAGAGUGCCGCAGAGUUUGAAGCUGAGUUCGUCCCACUCACGAGGCUGGCUGAAGAAUCGGACUUCGUUGUAGUGACAUGUGCUUUGACUCCAGCCACCCAGGGAAUGUGCAACAAGGACUUCUUUGCCAGAAUGAAGAAGAGCUCUGUUUUUGUCAACACAAGCAGGUAAUCGCAACGCAGUCUCCUGUGCACACUGUGAUGCAUGGGGGCAUCUGGUAGGCUUAGUUGUUCAGGGGGCUCUGUCUCCUCCCCAGGGCCCUGUGUAAGAAAUUAACCCUCCCUUUCCCCUCCAGUGAUUCUGCCGCACGUCGGGAGUGCCACAUACGCCACGAGGAACACCAUGGCGGUGCUGGCAGCCAACAACCUGCUGGCCGGGCUGCAAGGGGAGCCCAUGCCCCAUGAGCUGCUGCUGUGA